GCAGCAAGCUGCAAUCCUGGAAGACUUGGUGACAAAUGUGCCCCUGGAGUUUGAUUUCCUCUUCUCCAAAUCACAUGCAGAAGUGAUCUCAGGGAAGCAGGAAGGUGUCUAUGCGUGGAUUGGCAUCAACUUUGUCCUGGGACGGUUUGAUCAUGAGGAUGAGGAGGAUGCAGUGGUCACCGUAGCACUCGGGGACCAGGGGAAGCCCCUAGUUCGGAAACGAACAGUUGGAAUCCUCGACAUGGGAGGCGCCUCCCUGCAGAUUGCCUACGAGGUGCCCGACUCCGGGGCCAUCUCCUCCCCACAGCAGGACGAGGCUGCUAAGAGCUUGCUGGCAGAAUUCAACCUGGGCUGUGACGUGCAGCACACUGGCCACAUGUACCGCGUCUACGUCAACACUUUCCUGGGCUUCGGGGGCAAUUUUGCCCGGCAGCGAUAUGAGGAGCACGUGCUGAACCAAACCUAUGUGCACAACCGCCUGCACAACCAGCAGACAGGGCUGAGCCCCAAGAUGCCCUUCUUGGACCCCUGCCUGCCUGUGGGGCUGGAGGACACAGUAGUGAGGGGUGGCCAAACCCUGUACAUCAGGGGACGAGGGGACUGGCAGGCCUGUGCAAAGCUGCUGCAGCCCCUCCUGGCAGGGUCCAAUGGCAGCCAUGUCUCCCUGGUGGAGACCUACAAAGCGCCCAUCGACUUCAGCAACAGCGAGUUUUACGGCUUCUCAGAGUUCUUCUACUGCACCGAGGACGUGCUGCGCCUGGGGGGCCAGUACAGCGCCCCUGCCUUCACCUCUGCUGCCCAGGAGUACUGCAGCCAGCGAUGGGAGGUGCUGACCCAGCGUUUCCGUGGCGGCCUCUACUCGGCGCACGCUGACCAGCACCGGCUGAAGUAUCAGUGCUUUAAAUCAGCCUGGAUGUACCAAGUCCUUCACGAGGGCUUCCAGUUCCCAGUGGACUAUCCCAGCCUGCGCACGGCCCAGCUGGUGUACGACCGGGAGGUGCAGUGGACCCUGGGAGCCAUCCUCUACAAGACGCGAUUUCUGCCGCUCAGGGAUCUCCGUCAGGAGAGCAUCCGGCAAGCACACCCCUCCUGGCUGCGCCUCUCUUUCGUCUACAACCACUAUCUGUUCUUUGCCUGCAUCCUGGUCGUGGCGCUGGCCAUCGUGCUCUACCUCCUGCGGCUGCGCCGCAUCCACCGCCGGCAGCUGCGCUUGGCCCAGCGCACGCUGCUCUGGCUGGACAAGGUGGUGGUGCCGCUGGGCCCGGGGAGCGUGCCGUGAUGCCAGAGGUGCCCAGCAUCCAGUUGCACCAGCAGAACCAGGACUGGCUGACAGCCUGGGCUCUGAGAGCUUGGACUCCUCCUUAGGGACCAUCUCAAAGUCUGUGCUCCAUUGUCUCUGCGUCAGAACCGGAGUCCGUGGGCUGAGGCAGCUAUGGACACGAGAGCUUUCCUCUCCACCUUGCCCCAGUCCUAAUCUUUGCAUUCCUUGGCCUCUGGCCUUUGCCUCACUACAUGGUGUAGAGCAAAGUCCUCUGCCACCAGCAGGCUCAAGGCUGCAGCCCUGGCAGAUCCCUCAGAUAACAGGAUGCUAUCACUGAGGCAGCCAGCCCAGAGCUCUGGCCUGAAGUACUGAGCCACCCCAUGACUCAGCCACCAGGUUGCUGUGGUUUAUCGCCUGGGGUGGCCUUCUGCAGGCCUUGACAACCCAGGGGCUGAGAGAGCAGCAGACACCAGCUAAUUACUGCAGGAGCAAGGUAAACCAUGAGUUCCACCAGGCGGCUCUGCCCAGCCUGGCCCCUCUUGGAGUGUUCCUGAAGGGGUGUCCUGCUCUUUGCUAUGUCUUCUCUCUGAGGACAAUCCUACCCAACAUCCCAGACUGAGCCCUGAGGGCUCACUGAUUGAUUCUUGAGGCACCACCAAAGUGGGCUGUCUCCUUUCACGCAUUCAUUCCCUCCUGGGCACAGCUGCCCUGUGCUGUCCCAGGCACCAGUGUCAGGACCUGUGGUUUUUUCCUCCACCAGGGCGGGCUGGGCCUGCCCCUGGGAGAGCCCCCCCAGCCCAGCCCAGCCCAGCUCUCAGCCCCAGGACAGGCCAGGGCUGAGCUGUGCACACAGGCACGAACCUUCCCUGGGGCUGGAGCCCCACCAGUGGUCCAAUGAAGUUUGUCACUUUACUGAACUCAGCUAUUCCCGUUCCUGUAGCAAUAAAGAAACCCCUUGAGCCAUCCA
Molecule: messenger RNA, 2228 nt
Organism: Zonotrichia albicollis (white-throated sparrow)
Lineage: Eukaryota; Metazoa; Chordata; Aves; Passeriformes; Passerellidae
Source: RefSeq, a predicted model, not a curated record